AUGCAAGGAAAGCGCCCAUUAAAAACGAGCCAGGGGCCCUCCAAAAAGCGUAAGAUCACGCACAGCAAGUCCUCACAGAGUGGGGGCAAGACCAAGGCCAAGGUCAAGGUAGCGAAAAAAGAGCGUGCAUCCGAGCAAAUAACCAUCCCUAUCCCUGAUCAAGGAGACGACUUUGAGCUCUCAGAUCAAGACUUGGAGUUGGUGAACGAGUAUGGCACUGGAGCGUCUUUCCUGGGCAGCCUGGACGAAAAGGGUAUUGCCAGGAGCAAAAAGGAGCAGGAUCGACUUCACCGUCUAACAAAACCUGCCCCUAAAUCCCGUGUAGACGACGACCUCCCGUCAAUAAAUUCUCACUCUGACGACGACGAAGCUUGGAGCUCUGGCAUAGACAAUGAUGCCCUCUCGAAAAUGACCUCGGACUCCGAGCUCUCAGAGGACGAAUCUCCUCCCAAACCUGUGCCUAGCAGCCUUCGUGCGCAACAAUACGAGUCUGAUUCGGACGUUGAAGCCUCCUACGAGGCCGUCCCGCGGAAACGUCGUUCGUCGUGGAACGAGUCCGACGAUAACCAGUUCAUAGAUCGUCUGCCCAUCAAACUCGCUGACGGCCGAAUACAAAAGAGCGGCGAAAAGGUCGUGAUCCUCACGAACGAGGACCACGAGGACGCGGAGACAGACAAGGAAUCAUCGGAGGACGAAAAAACAGAGCCCCCACAAAGGGUCGAAACCGUGGCCACAGGCGCUCGGUUUGGCCGCCCGGCCGUGCUCGAUGUCAUCGGCAAUAAGUCGAGGCAUCUGAGGAUUCAAGGGGCCAAGGAACAGAUAGCUGGUAUCUGUCAGGAAAUCGUGGGCGACCCUGAGAAUAGCCUAGGUCUCCUUCGACGCCUCCAUACGUUCUCGCUGACAGAAAUCUCCACUCCCGCGCAUCCCGAGCCCGUGCCAAACGAUCCUAUCAUCCGCAAGCUCGCCAUCCUGUCACAACUCGCCGUGUUCAAAGACAUCCUGCCGGGCUACCGGAUACGCGCGCUCACGGAUAUGGAAAAGGCGGAAAAGGUCAGUCAGAUGGUCGCGCGCACGCGGGAGUGGGAGCAGGGCCUAGUGGGAGUAUAUCAGUCAUACCUUCAGACCCUGGAGGCCGAGAUCAAAGCGAAGACAGACUUGGCAGACAGUGCCCUUCGAUGCAUAUGCACGCUUCUUGUCGACGUCACCCAUUUUAAUUUUCGCACGAACCUCAUGAGCGUCGUCGUCGCCCGUCUGAGCCGGAAAUCCUGGGACGAGGCAUCCGACCUGUGUCUGAACAGCAUCAUCUCUGUAUUCCGUGCAGACGAGACGGGCCUGGCGUCGCUGGAGAUCGUCCGCCUGCUGAAUCGCAUGAUCAAGGAACGCCGUUUCAACGUGCACCCGGACGUGCUCGCCUGUCUGCUCCACCUGCGCCUCAAAACCGAGCUCGGGGUUCGCGCAUCGGAAGCGAGAGUCGAACGGGAGGAUCGCUCGAACGGGCAAUCGUCCCAAAAAGGAAAGGGCAAAGGGAAGGCGAAGCUCCAUCUGAGCAAGAAGGGCAAGAAGGCAUUGAAGGAGAGAAAGGAAAUCGAAAAGGAACUGAAGGAGGCGGAAGCCGAGGUUGACAAGGAAGAGCGAUCGUCCCAUCAAACGGAGGCGCUCAAGCUGCUCUUUGUCCUCUACUUCCGAAUACUGAAGAACCCGGAUCCGACGCCGCUCCUGCCAGCGGCCCUCCGGGGCAUCUCCAAGUUCGCACACCUUGUCAGCAUCGACUUCUUCAAGGACUUGAUGAAGGUCCUCAAGGAACUCAUCGCGCGUGAAUCUCACGACGCCGUGGGCGACCUGACAUCACCACAUGCUCACAAGGGCGCGGGUGACGUCCGGCACAAACUUCAAUGCAUCGUGACGGCAUUCGAGCUCCUUUCAGGCCAAGGCGAAGCGCUCAACAUCGAUCUCAGCGAUUUCAUCGCCCAGCUGUACGCGAUCGUCCUCUCGUCCAGCCUCGCCCCCGACAUGGACUCCACGCCCGCGCCCGCGUUCAAGUCCGACGCGCCCUCGCCCUCAUCCUCGUACCAAUCCCAGUCCACCGCCGACCUCCUCUUCCGCGCGCUCCGCCUCGCGUUCCACCCGCACCCGUCCGCAGGCGCCGCGCCGCCCUGGCGCGCGGCGGCGUUCGCGAAGCGCCUGCUCACCGCCGCGCUGCACUGGCCCGCGCCGCGCGUGCUCGCGGCGCUCGCGUUCGUCGAGGAGCUGCUCGCGCGCGACCCGAAGCUCGAGGCGCUGCUGUCGACGGAGGACCGCGCGGUCGACGGCGUGUACCGCGCCGAGCUCGAGGACCCGCAGCUCUGCAACCCGUUCGCGACGAGCCUGUACGAGCUCCGCGUGCUCGAGGCGCGGCACCCCGACGCGCGCGUGCGCAAGGCCGCCGCGAAGCUCGCGCGGUUCAGGGCGUCCUAGCCCGAUGCGGUGGCUUGAUGUCCGGGGGGUGGGAUGGGGAUGGGGGCGUCGACAGCGCGCGCGUCUCGUGGGGGUCAUGUCAUGUACAUCAUACGUGGACCACUCUAUGUAAUACAUGCAUACGG
Messenger RNA from Heterobasidion irregulare TC 32-1, 2579 nucleotides. RefSeq lists its product as uncharacterized. Gene Ontology annotation, biological process: DNA replication initiation. Gene Ontology annotation, cellular component: nucleolus. Bases 1 to 2454 code for a protein of 817 amino acids. The transcript is spliced from 8 exons. Gene Ontology annotation, molecular function: chromatin binding. NCBI's taxonomy places the organism in Eukaryota, Fungi, Basidiomycota, Agaricomycetes, Russulales, Bondarzewiaceae. The record is from RefSeq and is a predicted model, not a curated record.